GUCUACCUUAAGUCGAAAUUCGUUUGCUCCGUCCAGUCAGGUACAGGACAAGAGAGCGAGCAGAAUAGAAGAGCACAACACUGCACAGCACAGCACAGGAAGGAGAAGAAGAAGAAGAGUAAGGAGAAAAAGGAGAAGAAGAGGAAGAAGAAGAGAAGAGAAGAGACCUUUGUCGUUCACAAUUAUAUUUUAUCUCUCUCUCUCUCCCUUUCUCUCUCUCUCGCUUUCCCUUCCUCCCUUCCUCCCUCCCUGCAGUGCGGUCUCCAUAUAUCGACCGACUUGAGAAGGCUAGCAUCGGCAGACCAGAGACUCUCUCCCUCUCCCUCUCACUCUCUCUCCCACCCCACCCAAAACUCGUCGAUUGCGACAAAUUUCCCCCCGCCUGCCAGCCUGGCCGGGCUGCGAAGCAUGAGAAGCGACAUUGUCAUCCGCAGCAGCAGCAGCAGCCACCAUGUCGGCCUCACAUCCUCCUCCAGGACCUCCUCCUCAUGACGCAACAUCCACAGACCCGCAACCCUCCCGCACCGACUCGCCGCUCUCUCUACGACACAUUGCCCUGAAAUUCGACAACGCCGCGCCCGAAGCGAGUGCAUUGCGGCUCGUCGAAGCAUUGGAUCCGACGUGGAAGACUGAAGAAGGGCCAGUGGAAUUCAUCCGUUUCACAGAUGGAAUUACAAACACGCUCAUGAAAGCUGUCAAACGACGAGCGGGCUUGAGCGCGUUAGAAGUGGAUCGGAAUGCGAUUUUGUUGCGAGCAUAUGGACAGGGAACGGAUGUCUUGAUUGAUCGCGAACGCGAAUUGCGCGCACACAUGUUGUUGGCGAGUAUUGGACUUGCGCCGCGGUUACUUGCGCGCUUUGAUAAUGGUUUGAUGUAUGCUUUUAUUCCGGGCCAUGUUUGCUCGCAUGUGGAUUUGGCAAAGCCCGACGUCUAUCGACAGGUUGCGAAGAGGUUGGGGGAAUGGCAUUCGUUGCCUAUUGCUGCUAUUACUUCGACGCCUCUUUUGGACUGUGAGGAAGAUGCUCAGAAGAAGCGGGACGUGGCUGCGAAGCCUGUCAAUGGCAACAGCAACAACAGCAACAACAAAAACAACACACGCCCGUAUCCCAACACGUGGACGACAAUGCGCUCGUGGAUCGAAGUCUUGCCCAGAAAUACGGACGAGGAGCGACAGCGGGUCAAGACGAUUGAAACCGAGCUUGCUUGGGUAGAAUCGAAACUGGGUCACACUGUUUUCGACCAGAAAGCUUUUGUUUUUGCACAUCACGACUUACUAUGUGGCAACGUGAUUGUGGACAUUCACUCCGACGCCAAAGAGAAGCCCGUGAGCUUCAUCGACUACGAGUACGCCACGCCCGGGCCCGCUGCCUUUGACAUUGCGAACCACUUCGCCGAAUGGGCAGGUUACGACUGCGACCAUGCCUGUGUGCCCACCAAAGCCCAACGGAGAGAGUUCAUCCAGCAAUACGUCGCUUCCUACAGAUAUCACACCAUCUCCGACGCCCCAACGACCAUUGAAAUCGACUUCCAGAAAGACAUUGAUACCCUGUUUGUGCAGGUCGACCUGUUUCGUGGUCUUCCCGGAUUUUACUGGGGCAUAUGGGCUCUCAUCCAAGCAACAAUUAGUCAAAUUGAUUUCGACUAUAGUAAGUUUGCAGAAGGUCGAUUCAAGGAAUACUGGUCGUGGAAAGAGGAGGUCACGGGCGAGCGCAAAAAGGCAGGCAGAGAGCAGUACGUACGAGAGAAGAAGUGGGCUUCUUGAGGAGGAUACGAAGAUGAUGAUGACGAAGAAGAGGAGCAUGAUGGAGAAGAAGAAGAGGAGCAUGAAGAAGAAGAAGAGGAUGAAGAAGCAGGAAGAAAGGAUACUAUAAUUACUGGUGGGUUGGUGGGUUGGAUAUCCAGAUGGAGGAGGAACAAGCCGCAGACAGAUGUUCAACCACAGGCUCGGCAGACUUGUUGUCGGUGGUAGUGUUGUUGUCGUCGGUUGUGGUGUUGUUGUCGUUGGUGUUUGUUGUUGAGAUGACAAAAAAUGAGCAAGCAGGCAGGCGCGGGUGGGGUCUCACUCUUUCUUUCCGUUUGCUUUUUUGUUUCUUUUUUUGGAGGGGAGAAAAAAACAAAAGAAAGUCGAGUCGGUUGUUGUUGUUGUACAGCGAAUGCCCUUUUCUUCUUUUUGGCCUGGAUUCCAUGUUCGCUGCUUGAAAGGAGAAAAGGAAGAACAAAACAAAAAAACUCAUCACGGUUCAACAGGACGACACACGGUUGUUUCGCGUGUCAACACAGCCAAUUCUUUUUGGUAUUUCUGGCUUCGAGCUUCAACACGAUACCCGCCACUGGUUUUAUAGCGGCUUUCAAGCCUGGAUGUGCAUAGGACAAG
Messenger RNA from Sphaerulina musiva SO2202, 2374 nucleotides. RefSeq names its product kinase-like protein. Gene Ontology annotation, biological process: phosphatidylcholine biosynthetic process; phosphatidylethanolamine biosynthetic process. Gene Ontology annotation, molecular function: ethanolamine kinase activity; choline kinase activity. The coding region runs from base 452 to 1762 and encodes 436 amino acids. Lineage: Eukaryota; Fungi; Ascomycota; Dothideomycetes; Mycosphaerellales; Mycosphaerellaceae. The record is from RefSeq and is a predicted model, not a curated record. Gene Ontology annotation, cellular component: cytoplasm. The transcript has 3 exons.